CGCGGGGCCGCGGAGGGACGUGUGACGGCAGUAGGAUAUUGCGACCUGCCGGCCUCGCCCUGCAGACCCUCAGCGCAUCGUCGCGUCUCCCCAUGCCAGGAGUUAUGCUGCAGAGAAGUGUGCUUUUGUGGCUUGCUGUCUUGAUAACCCUGUGGGUUGCCUCAUAUGCUCAGGAUGGUGACAAGGAAGAGGAGACUACCUUUGAUUUACUUCAAAUCAGUAACAUAAACCGCAAAACAGUUGGAGCAAAAUUGUUCCGAGGUCCAGACCCCUCUGUCCCAGCGUACCGUUUCAUUCGAUUUGACCACAUCCCUCCAUGCAAACCAGAGAAGUUAAAAAAGAUUGUGAAACUCAUACGGCAGAAUGAGGGCUUUAUCCUUUCAGCCACCUUGAGACAGGACAGGCAAUCUAGAGGCACUAUCCUUGCUUUAGAGGGUCCUGGAAUCAGUGAGAGGCAGUUUGAGAUCAUUUCCAAUGGCCGGGCUAACACCCUGGACCUUAUCUAUUGGGUGGAUGGUUUCCAGAAUGUGAUUUCCCUGGAAGAUGUGGACUUGGCUGACUCACAGUGGAAGAACCUCACCGUGCAAAUAACAGGGGAGAACUACAACCUCUAUGUUGGCUGUGACCUUAUUGACAGUUUCAUCCUUGAGGAGCCUUUCUAUGAGCAGCUGAAAGCAGAGAACAGCAGAAUGUAUGUGGCAAAAGGGUCCAUUCGGGAGAACCAUUUCAGGGGUUUUUUGCAAGAUGUUCACUUAAUCUUUGAUACUUCAAUAGAGGAUUUUCUGCGUAAAAAAGGAUGCCAGAGAAGCCAGUCAACUGAAGUGAACACCAUCAACGAGAGCACAGAAAUCCUUCACUUGAGCCCUGCUGUCACAACCGAGUACGUGGGUGAGAAACCAGAGAAGAAGGCUGAGUUCUGUGACCGCUCCUGUGAAGAGCUAGGAACGAUGUUCACAGAGCUCACAGGCCUGCGCAUUGUGGUGAACAACUUAGCUGACAACCUCCAAAAAGUGUCUGAAGAAAAUCAAAUUAUGUGGGAAUUGAUAGGGCCUAACAAAACACUGAAGAACCAGUCAGUGUGCUGGCAGGAUGGCCGUGUCUUUGCAGACAAUGAAAGCUGGAUUGUAGAUAGCUGCACCAAGUGCACCUGUCAGGAUUCUAAAAUUGUGUGCCAUCAAAUCACCUGCCCAGCAGUCUCCUGUGCCCAUCCAUCUUUUGUUGAAGGUGAAUGCUGUCCAGUCUGCUCUCACUCUGAUGACAGUGAAGAAGGCUGGUCACCAUGGUCAGACUGGACAAAGUGCUCAGUCACCUGUGGCUCUGGGACUCAGAUGCGAGGAAGGUCUUGUGAUGUCACCAGGAGUGCUUGUACAGGCCCACACAUCCAGACGAGGAUGUGCAGCUUUAAGAAAUGCGACCAUCGCAUACGUCAAGAUGGAGGCUGGAGUCACUGGUCUCCCUGGUCUUCCUGUUCAGUUACCUGUGGAGUAGGAAAUAUCACCCGUAUUCGCCUCUGCAAUUCCCCUAUCCCACAGAUGGGUGGGAAAAACUGUGUAGGAAAUGGACGUGAAACAGAGAAGUGUGAGAAAGUUCCAUGUCCAGUGAAUGGCCGGUGGGGUCCUUGGUCUCCGUGGUCUGCCUGCACUGUUACUUGUGGAGGAGGAAUUCGUGAGAGGUCUCGACUCUGUAACAGUCCAGAGCCACUCUAUGGAGGAAAGCCAUGUGUUGGAGAUACUAAGCAACAUGAUAUGUGCAAUAAAAAGGAUUGCCCAAUUGAUGGAUGUUUGUCAAAUCCUUGCUUUCCUGGAGCAGAAUGCAAUAGUUACCCAGAUGGGUCUUGGUCAUGUGGGCCAUGCCCUGCAGGGUACCUUGGAAAUGGUACUGUCUGUGAGGAUCUUGAUGAGUGUAUAGCUGUGUCAGAUGUUUGCUUUAAGGUGAAUCAGGUCCACCGCUGUGUGAACACAAAUCCAGGAUUCCACUGCUUACCAUGUCCUCCACGCUAUAAAGGAAGUCAGCCCUAUGGAGUGGGGCUGGAAGUUGCCAAGACAGAGAAGCAAGUCUGUGAACCUGAGAAUCCAUGCAAAGACAAGACACACAGCUGCCACAAGUCUGCAGAGUGCAUCUACCUGGGCCAUUUCAGUGACCCUAUGUACAAAUGUGAGUGUAGAACUGGUUAUGCUGGUGAUGGACGCAUCUGUGGCGAAGAUUCAGAUUUGGAUGGCUGGCCUAAUAAUAACUUGGUCUGUGCUGCUAAUGCAACUUACCAUUGUGUGAAGGAUAACUGUCCACUUCUGCCUAACUCUGGCCAAGAAGACUUCGAUAAAGAUGGCAAAGGAGAUGCCUGUGAUGAGGAUGAUGACAAUGAUGGUGUUGAAGAUGAUAAAGACAAUUGCCCACUUCUGUUCAACCCUCGACAGUUUGAUUAUGACAAGGAUGAAGUCGGUGACCGCUGUGAUAAUUGCCCUUACGUGCACAACCCAGCUCAGAUUGACACAGAUAAUAACGGGGAGGGUGACUCAUGUGCUGUGGAUAUUGAUGGAGAUGACAUUUUUAAUGAACGAGAUAAUUGUCCCUACGUCUACAACACAGACCAGACUGAUACAGAUGGUGAUGGAGUUGGUGAUCAGUGUGAUAAUUGUCCAUUAAUGCAUAAUCCAGAUCAGACCGAUGCAGAUAAUGACCUUGUUGGUGACCAGUGUGACAACAAUGAGGACAUCGAUGAAGAUGGUCACCAGAACAACCAAGAUAACUGCCCUUACAUCCCCAAUGCUAACCAGGCUGACCAUGAUAAAGAUGGCAAAGGAGAUGCCUGUGAUCCUGAUGAUGACAAUGACGGUGUCCCAGAUGACAGAGACAACUGUCGCCUCAGAUACAAUCCUGAACAGGAGGAUUCUGAUGGUGAUGGCAGAGGUGAUAUUUGCAAAGAUGACUUUGACAAUGACAAUGUCCCAGAUAUUUAUGAUGUAUGCCCUGAAAACAAUGCCAUCAGUGAAACUGAUUUCAGAAAGUUCCAGAUGGUCCCCCUGGACCCCAAGGGAACAGCUCAGAUUGAUCCCAACUGGGUUAUUCGCCACCAAGGCAAGGAAUUGGUACAGACUGCCAACUCUGAUCCUGGAAUAGCUGUAGGUUACGAUGAGUUCACCUCUGUUGACUUCAGUGGGACAUUCUAUGUUAACACAGACCGUGAUGAUGAUUAUGCUGGCUUUGUAUUUGGCUACCAGUCCAGUAGUCGAUUUUAUGUUCUGAUGUGGAAGCAGGUCACUCAGACCUACUGGGAGGACAAACCUACUAGGGCAUAUGGUUAUUCUGGUGUGUCACUCAAAGUAGUGAAUUCAACAACUGGUACUGGUGAACACUUGAGAAAUGCUCUCUGGCACACAGGAAACACCCCUGGACAGGUGCGUACGUUGUGGCACGAUCCCAAGAACAUUGGCUGGAAAGAUUAUACUGCUUACAGGUGGCAUUUGAUUCAUAGGCCAAAAACAGGAUUAAUAAAAGUUUUAGUGUAUGAGGGAAAGCAAGUCAUGGUGGAUUCUGGACCAAUCUAUGAUACAACCUUCGCUGGUGGACGGUUAGGUCUUUUUGUCUUCUCUCAAGAGAUGGUCUAUUUCUCUGACCUCAAAUAUGAAUGCAGAGAUGCUUGAGCCACGGUUGCUGCAUUACCAGCAAAGUACUGUAAAUGCUAUGCAACUUAGACACCUCAGUACAUCCUGGUACUCCCAGUUUCUAUUUUUGUGUACCUCCUGUCCUCUGUCCUCAUGCUCCACUCACCAGGUACCUCCCUGAUGCCGGGAGUACCUCAGCCAUCCCUCUACCAAAGUGCCUUCUUACAGCCAGGACUAAUGAAACCUAAACUUGAGCAUCCAACCCACCACUGAAGCAAAAGCAGAUUGAUACAUGAGAACUUAGCAAAAUGUGUUUGUUUGCCUUUUUUAGGGAAUGACGUUUACAUAUAAAAAUGUAAUUACUUGAUGUAUUUAUAUAUAUAUGGGGAAAAUGAGGGGAGUGAUGGUUAUCUGUCAUUGUCUUUAAGUGAGGAAAAAUGUGUUUGAAUAAAUUUAGGUGUAUGGUUGACACUUCCUUGAUCUAAUCAGGGCUGGUCUUCAGUAACUCAAAGCCUCUGGGUCUAAUUUUAGCAAAGUAAUGAAGAGCCACACCAACAGUCUCCAUAGUAAUGAUAAAAAUACCCUUGGAUAAUAAAGUAAAUUAUGAACAUUUUUUUAUCCAAAAGUAUCUUCUGUAGCUGGUGAGAAUGGUCUUAAUAACAACAGCCAUUAAAAUUAGAGUUGGUAGAAAUAUUGAGUUUGCUGCCUAAAGUAUUGUCUAAUAGAGGCUUAAUUCAGGCCAGGCAGAACUGAACUAUAGAGUCCCGUGUGAAAGGGAAGAUGAUUCAUCUGUCACUAUUGGCUGACUUUCAAAGAACUGAGUUGUUCCAUUUCCAUCAUAUUUUGCAUUUCUUUGCAAUAAAGAAUAUACCACGGUCAAGUGGAGCAAAGAUGAACCUGAAUCACUUUCCCACCUCUGCUGCAAAAAGCACUUUGACAUCUUGAAUCCUGAGAUGUGGGUUUCUGAAAGCGUGGCGACGCCACUGUUACCUGAUUUGGUAACAUACGAAUUUAAGGUUCCAUUUAUAAAUAUUUGUAGUACGUGUUAUGGUUAUCACUCUGAGCUCUGCCUUCUCUGAUAAUUUAUUUUAAAGCAUGUCAUAUAAUGCAUCACUAAUACCUUCACAAAUAACGAUAUUUUAAAGCUAUUUUUUACAGCAUAUCACACUAUGUAGAUAUUGUCAAAGCAUGGUAGACACUUAAGUAUAGAUUCAUGGAUUAUAUUCAUGUAUGCUUUAAAGUUAAAUGAAUAAGAAUAAUAAUAAUUAAUUUAUAAAUGGAACCUUAAUAUAUGUCCAGUUACCCUAAUUUUAAUAUUUUAUGUUGUUACCUAUGUCUGCUGUAUAUAGAACUCCUUAAGUAAUGCUGGAGGGAUACCAGUGUUUAUUCUAAACAGAUACAUUUACUCAGAUAUACAAUAGUAUAAACAUGUUUAAAUUUCUCUUCUUUAAGUUGUAUGAGCUUUGUCCACAAACAGAACACAUGCUGGUGUAAUUUUAUUCACAGAUGGGUUAACUAAUGGAAUAAUACAGUACCUCUGCAUUCUUAAAGGGCACAGUAAGCAAAAUGUUGAAUCAAUUUUUUUCUCCCUUCAAAUAGAUUUUAUCGUUGUAUUCAUUAGAAAGGAAUCCACAGUUGCUGGCUUUAUUGCACAUUUUACAAUGUUCAUAUUAGCAAAUCUUUCUUCUUCUCGAUUUUGUUUUGUUGCUGAUUUCAUUUGUCAUUUGUUUUGUUGAGUCCUCUUUAUGAGGUUUUUAAAUGCUUCCAUUUCUUCCUCUUGGUGUUUCAAAUUAUAUCCCCAAGUCUCAAGCUAAAGGGAGGGCAACUUCAUUAAAUGUAAUGCUUGUAAUGGCUGUGUAGGGUUUUUUGUUUUGCCAGAGAGAGACAUCAGUAUGGGGGUGAAGAUGUUAAUAUUUGAACUGUAUCAUAAUUUUCCUAUUCUAUGUAAAUUAUUUAUGAUGUUUUUUAUUUUCUUUCUUUCAUUUUUUUUUUCCUUGCAAGUGUGUGUGAGAGAAGUGAGACCAAUGGAACUUCAUUUUGUUUUGCCAAAGAUUGUAAAUAACUAUUUAUUUUUACGUGGACGAAAAGUUAUCAUCUAACGUCCUUACUCAUUUAGUUAGAUCCUCAUUUAUAUAUAUAUAUAUAUAAAAAAUAUAUAUUUUAAGAAAUUACUGAUAGGAAAUAAACUGUAAAAAGGUUUUAUAUUAAAAAAAAAACUCUUUACCUUUUUUAUACUUAAAAUGUUUCUUUUGAAAAUAUACUUCAUUCCCCGAAGCCCUCAAUUAAAAGCCUCUUAAAUGUUGCUACGAACCAGUUCACUUCAAGCAAACAUGAAAAGCUGUUCUCCAAGGUUCUAGAUAGCAAGUUUCCUAAUCUCUGUGAAAGGUAUCAUUUGCCAUGAAGUCUUUACCUGGUGAACUCUCCCAAGUUUUAUUUAUGGCAUUGUGUCACUGAGUAAUGCUUUUGUGUGAGAUGAACUGGUGCACACAUCCUUUAUCUCAUGUUCUUUGUAUUGUGUCUUGGCUAAUAUGUUUGAAGAAGUAUCUGCUUCUUGCUGUGAGUCCCAUCUGGGUUCUGUUGGUGUGAGUGAGGACUGUCUUCCUGAUGGAGAAUUGCAGGAGCCAGUGAAUUGUCAAUAACCAAAUACAAGAAAAAACAACUAGCAUGAGAGAUCUCUGCCAUCAGUGUGAACUGCUGUCUGGAAGGGGAAUUUGGAUCAGGAAAAGUAAUAAUGCUCAGCUUGUCAAAAUACUGAUUCUGAAUUGUUCACUCAGGUCAUAUCCUCUUAUAAAUAUCUCAGCUAUUAACUUUUCUUGACCUUAUAAAUAUUCCAACUCUUCACUUUUCUUGGCUGUACCAACAUCCCAGUUAUUAGGUUUCCUUGCCUUUUGGUUCCAGUGUGGAUAUUCAGGACAUUACACAAGAAAGUCAUAUGGUCUUCAGCACAAUCUUUUGAUGAGUCCCUUACAAGACUGAAUGUUUGUAUUUGCUAGAGAGGUGCAUUUCUUCCAUUUAUGCUGCAAGGGCAUCAAUGACUGACAUUAUUCAGAGAAUAAAGUGAUCAAGAUCUUGUUAUCCCCAUUCUCAAGAGUUCCAUUUAAAUCUCAUAUGGAUCUGCAAGAGAGUUUAGAGCAUGAACACUUAAUGAUGAGUUGAAAGAAAAAUGUAAAUCCCUUCAUGGCAACUAAACAAACCUCCAAGAAACAGACCCAGGGAAAUAAAACAAAUGGAUACAUGGGAAACUGUAACAGCAGCACUUCUGUAUGAAUAUGAGGUCUGUAAGAAAAACAGAGGGAAAGGCUAAACCCUCAAAUGCUGUGCUGUGAAUGAGCAGAUUCACGUAAAGCAGUUACAUGCUCUGACUUCUGCCCAUUGUUCUAA
Pogoniulus pusillus (Red-fronted tinkerbird) is the source of this 6983-nucleotide messenger RNA. It is a transcript of the gene THBS2, whose product is annotated as thrombospondin 2. The coding region runs from base 93 to 3641 and encodes 1182 amino acids. The transcript is spliced from 22 exons. Lineage: Eukaryota; Metazoa; Chordata; Aves; Piciformes; Lybiidae. Gene Ontology annotation, cellular component: extracellular region. The record is from RefSeq and is a predicted model, not a curated record. Gene Ontology annotation, biological process: negative regulation of angiogenesis; cell adhesion. Gene Ontology annotation, molecular function: calcium ion binding; protein binding.